GCUUCUAAACAACCCGUUUUAUCUCCAGCCUUUUGCGGUCCCGCGGAUCUUGGUGAUUUGGGGUUUAGCAAAUCAUCGCCUCACCUCUCUCGCUCCUUUAGGCUCCUGACCCCGCCUACCGCCAUGGCAGAGUUGGGCCUAAAUGAGCACCACCAAAAUGAAGUUAUUAAUUAUAUGCGUUUUGCUCGUUCAAAAAGAGGCUUGAGACUCAAAACUGUGGAUUCCUGCUUCCAGGACCUCAAGGAGAGCAGGCUUGUGGAGGAGACCUUCACUGUGGAUGAAGUGUCGGAAGUCCUGAGUGGGUUGCAGGCUGUGGUGCAUAGCGAGGUGGAGUCUGAGCUCAUCAACACUGCCUACACCAAUGUGCUACUUCUGCGGCAGCUGUUUUCACAAGCUGAGAAGUGGUACCUUAAGCUACAGACAGACAUCUCUGAGCUUGAAAACAGAGGAUUAUUAGAACAAGUUGCAGAAUUUGAAAAAGCAGAAUUUACAUCUUCAAAUAAAAAGCCCAUCAUAGAUAUUACAAAACCAAAACUUGUUCCAAUUAACGAAGUUGGAACAACAGAACUCCUAAACAAGGAGAUUUUAAGACUUCAAGAAGAGAAUGAGAAAUUGAAGUUAAGGCUGAAGAACAUUGAGAUGCAGGCUACAAAUGCAUUGGAUGAGAAGUCAAAACUAGAACAAGCACUACAAGAUUUACAGCUUGACCAAGGAAAUCAAAAGGAUUUUAUAAAGGCCCAAGACUUGAGUGACUUGCAAAACACAGUUGCUGCUUUAAAGAGUGAGUUUCAGAAGACACUUAAUGACAAGACAGAAAACCAGAAGUCCCUGGAGGAGAAUCUUGCAACAGCCAAGCACGACCUACUCAGGGUUCAGGAGCAGCUGAGCAUGGCUGAAAAGGAAUUAGAGAAGAAAUUUCAACAAACAGCUGCUUAUCGAAACAUGAAGGAGAUUCUCACCAAGAAGAACGACCAAAUCAAAGACCUGAGGAAAAGACUGGCAAAGUAUGAGUCAGAAGAUUAAAAACUGAAGAUUUCCGGAUACUGCCACAACAUGAACAAACCAACUGCCUUCCACCUCAGGCAUGGAUUCUGAAGCAUUUCAUCAUAUCCCCUCUCCCUAUUUUUGUAAUAUUAUACUUUGCUUAUGAUAUUUUGAACUAGAAUCCCUAUUUUCAGUUGUCCAGUGGAGAAGAGAAGAAAUGUAAUGGCUCUGGCCGAUUACCCCUGCCCAGUGAGCACUCUGCCAAGCUCCAGAGGCGUAGUUCAAAUACAGUGGGAAACAUUGACAAGAGGAAGAUUUUUAGAGUGGGAGGAAGAGUCUUAGCCUUUUACAUUAGCAUAAAAACUAUAUCUUUUUAAUGAAUUAAAGAAGCUAACAAUAUGUAUAGUUGUGCAUUCCCCAAAGGUAAAAUAAACAAUAGUUAUUAAAGUUA
Marmota flaviventris (yellow-bellied marmot) is the source of this 1435-nucleotide messenger RNA. It is a transcript of the gene Lztfl1, whose product is annotated as leucine zipper transcription factor like 1. Gene Ontology annotation, biological process: negative regulation of protein localization to cilium. Lineage: Eukaryota; Metazoa; Chordata; Mammalia; Rodentia; Sciuridae. The record is from RefSeq and is a predicted model, not a curated record. Gene Ontology annotation, cellular component: cytoplasm.